Leptopilina boulardi is the source of this 2473-nucleotide messenger RNA. RefSeq names its product protein Lilipod (gene lili). NCBI's taxonomy places the organism in Eukaryota, Metazoa, Arthropoda, Insecta, Hymenoptera, Figitidae. Gene Ontology annotation, biological process: signal transduction. The transcript has 9 exons. The record is from RefSeq and is a predicted model, not a curated record. The coding region runs from base 340 to 1920 and encodes 526 amino acids. Gene Ontology annotation, molecular function: transmembrane signaling receptor activity.
CUAAACCAUUAUUUCUCACUCUUUUGCCUGACAUUUGCUGUGUUCCACUGAUUAUUGAGUGUCUAAAAUUGUUGUCAAUAGACAUUAUUUUAAAAAAACUGUGUAUUUUCAUAUGUCUAUAUUAUGUAAAACGUUUAUGUCUAUUAUUUGGAAAAGUUGUUAUUAUUCCUUUGGAUAAAAUCUCUUAAAUCAAACUGUGACAUUGUCAGUUGAAGCUGUGUGUUUCUGGUACAGGAGUUGUAAUGUUUUGUGGUGCUGAAUCAAGGGGAAAAUGUUGAUAAAUUCGUCGUCAACGGUUGUCACUCCAUCCGAAAACAAUUUUUUGACAAACAGGUGAAGAUGGAAGAUGAAGCAGACAUCAGAGAACAGCUGUUUCAUAAUACCGUGAGAGAGAAUAUUAUAUUUCUACUCCUCUUUCUCUUGUUGUACAUCUCGAGCUAUGCGUUGAUUGCAAGAUUCAGGAAAAAUGAUAGAGAAGACUAUCUCUCAGUUGAUGAAGAUGAAGCGCUGGUCUAUAGGAUUAGCCUCUGGCUUUGCUCUUUCUCUUUAGCAGUGUCAAUCGGAGCAACAUUAUUGCUGCCUCUCUCCAUUGCAAGCAAUGAGGUUCUCAUUCUUUACCCCAAUAGCUACUAUGUCAAGUGGCUUAACAGCUCUCUUAUUCAAGGAUUAUGGAAUCAUGUGUUUUUGUUUUCCAACCUUUCCCUUUUUGUUUUCCUCCCUUUUGCCUAUCUUUUCACAGAAUCGGAAGGUUUCGUUGGAUUCAAAAAGGGAAUUAUGUCACGAGUUUAUGAAACAUUGACAGUUUUAUGUCUACUUGGAAUGUUGGUGUUGGGAAUGACUUACGUCAUGUCGUCCCUAAUUGACUACCAAAAAUCAAAUCUUCACACAUUGCUCAAUUUAUGGUCUUAUUACUUACCAUUUUUAUAUUCAUGUGUUUCUUUCGUUGGAGUAGUCAUGUUAUUACUGUGUACACCAGUUGGAUUUGUUCGACUCUUUGGUGUCGUUGGUUCUUUCCUAGUCAAACCGCAGUUUUUAAAAAAUCUUGACGAGGAAUUUUUUGCCUUCAGAUUAGAAGAAGACUGUUUAAAAAGAAGACUGGAACAAGCUAAAGCAACUGGAAAAUCAUAUGUUUCUCCAGUACCAAUGUCACCUCCCGAGUGUGAUGUAUUAGCUCAUGACGACGAAGAACUUCUUUGUCCAAAUCCAGGUCUCAUGAGUCUCCGCAAUGGUGCUCUACAAAAAGGUCUCACCCAAAGAUUAAAAGAUAUACAGAAUCGUAGAAAAAUUCUUGACACAGAGAGAAGAACAUGGUGGGUUCGAAGGACUCUCGUUUAUCCAUUAGCUAUGUUAGCUUUACUUAUUCUUUCGACAACAACGGCAUUACUCGCUGUUCAAAAUACAUUACAAUUGCUCAUUGGAAUCAAAGCAUUACCGCUAAGCACUAGGCAAUUCACACUGGGUAUAAGUUCACUUUCGAAACUUGGCCCCAUUGGAGCGGCAAUUGAGGUAAUUGUAAUUUUAUAUUUGGCCGCUACCAGUGCCAUUGGAUUAUAUUCACUUCCCGGUAUCAAAAGGGUACGUCCUCGACAUUAUUCAACUCCACUCACGCAUCUUAUAGCCAAUUGCGUUCUACUGAUUGUCCUCAGCUCUGCAUUACCUCUUCUUUCGAGAAUAAUAGGUAUGACAAAUUUUGACUUAUUGGGUGAUUUUGGAAGUAUUGAAUGGUUGGGAAAUUUCAAAUUGGUCUUAUUUUAUAAUUUGAUAUUUGCAAUUGCCACCAUUGGUUGUUUAACGACAAAAUUUACAGCAACUGUGAGAAAAGAAAUUUACGCAAGGUUACGAAGCAGUGUCAUUGGAAUUUUUAAACAUGAUUCUAAAAAAAAUAAUAACUUGGGAAUGUUUUCCGUAAAAGAAGACUAGACUGAUUUUUAUAAUAUAUAUAUAAAUAAAUAAGCGAAUAAAAGAUAGUAUAUUUGACAAAUAAGCAAUAAUGAGUAAAUUAUAUUUUUUAACGAAUUGUGAGUGUAAAAAUUUUGCUAAACGCAUUUCUUUGCGAAAAAAAAAAAAAUUUUUAGUGUCAUUUGUGUAUAUCAAAGAAAUCAUUAACGAUAACUUAGCUAUUUUAAUAGUAAUUUAUACGAAAAAUUAUUUAGUCAUCUAAGGGCACUAAUAAUAAAAAAAAAUGUCCUGUCUUUUUUAUAAGUUUCACGAUAUCAUAUGCUUUUAUGAAAAACAAAAUUUUAUACACAAUUUUUAAUGGUAUUAUUUAUGAAACUAGUAUUUUUAAUUUUAUUCUAUUUCCAAAUAAUUAUUAUGAUGAAAAAGUCUCAAUAAAUCAUGUUUGAUUUAUCUAAAUUUUUGGGCAUUAUCGCUAUUUUCAAAUAAUUAUUUAUUAAGCAAUGAACACUUUUAUAUAUAUAGUUUGAAAAUUUAUAUAUUAAGUCUGUCUAUUAAAAAUCAUUUUAAAAAAUAA